AUGUCUGCCUACACCAUGUCCAACGUCAUGUCCAACGCUAUGUCCAACAAGUUCUCGAAUGCUGAGACCGACAGCGAAGGACACAAUUCAACCCCUCUUCCACACGGCUGGCGCCUGCCCCAGCCUAACGAUUCCUCUUAUGUCGAUGCCAUAAGCGGCCCGCUGAUUGUGCAAUCAACUCUGGCUCCGUUCCUGGAUGCCAUAUCCGCGCUCACACCCAGAUCCGACUACCUAUCUACCGGCGCUCCAAGGCUGGUCCCGAUAUGGGUGAGGUGCUGUGGAUGCGGCAAUUUGGUCAAUCCUAAUCUAGCGCCGGAGGGGAAAUGUCCGAUCUGCGCGCAUUGUGCGUGCAGAUCCUGUGGCAGUGAGAAUGUUCCCUAG
Messenger RNA from Penicillium expansum, 381 nucleotides. RefSeq lists its product as uncharacterized. Bases 1 to 381 code for a protein of 126 amino acids. The record is from RefSeq and is a predicted model, not a curated record. The transcript has a single exon. Lineage: Eukaryota; Fungi; Ascomycota; Eurotiomycetes; Eurotiales; Aspergillaceae.